UUGUGUGCAUGAAUGAGCGUGUUUUAUUUAUUGCCUCUCGUAAACCAGCUGGCUUAACUUGGAAAGCUGUGUGUUAUAUAUUUAGUAUAGUAGUCUAUAUUGGAGCUAUAUAUAUUUUAUAGUGUGAUGAAUGAAGCUGUUGGAAUUAAUGGCAUGUAGGUGGUUAGGGAGGUGCAACAGUCUAGGAAUGGGGUAGUGGUGAAGACAGAGGAUGGUUCCGUAUACGAAGCUAAUUAUGUGAUUGUGUCUGCGAGUAUAGGUGUUCUCCAAUCCAAUCUUCUCUCCUUCCAGCCUCCUUUACCCAGAUGGAAAACAGAAGCUAUACAAAAAUGUGACGUGAUGGUGUACACGAAGAUCUUCCUCAAAUUCCCUCAUUGUUUCUGGCCUUGUGGUCCUGGUCAAGAGUUUUUCAUCUAUGCACACGAACUACGCGGCUACUUCACCUUUUGGCAGCACAUGGAAAAUGCGUACCCGGGUUCUAAUAUUCUGGUGGUGACGUUGACUAACGAACAGUCGAAGCGCGUGGAAGCUCAAUCAGACCAGGAGACACUGAAAGAGGCAAUGAGUGUUCUCAGGGACAUGUUUGGGUCUACCAUUCCUUACGCAACCGAUAUUCUUGUCCCCAGGUGGUGGAACAACCGGUUUCAACGCGGUAGCUACAGUAACUACCCUAUGAUAUCUGAUAACAAGCUCCUGCAAAAUAUCAAGGCCCCAGUUGGACGAAUAUUCUUCACAGGAGAACACACAAGUGAAAAGUUCAGUGGGUAUGUACAUGGAGGAUACCUUGCAGGUAUGGAGACAAGUAAAUCUUUAUUGGAAGAGAUGAAGCAGAGUUUGUUGUUACAACCUUUACUCGCCUUCACCGAGUCUCUAACGCUAACACAACAGACUCCUAACUCUCAAAUAUACCCAAAUGUCAAUUUUAUCUCAGGCAGAAGUUAGAAACCCA
This is a messenger RNA of Camelina sativa (false flax), 949 nucleotides long. The record is from RefSeq and is a predicted model, not a curated record. Lineage: Eukaryota; Viridiplantae; Streptophyta; Magnoliopsida; Brassicales; Brassicaceae.